This is a messenger RNA of Struthio camelus australis, 1868 nucleotides long. Lineage: Eukaryota; Metazoa; Chordata; Aves; Struthioniformes; Struthionidae. The record is from RefSeq and is a predicted model, not a curated record.
UGUCUGCCGAACAGAACUACUCUAAGUUAGCCAACAAGCUGCUUUACAACGUCUCGAUGAGCGCGGGCGAGAGCAGCUUUUUUUAGUAGUUUGGGUUUUGUUUUGUUUUUUUUUUUUCCUUUUUCAACGUUCUUUUGGUUGAGUGAGAUGCAGCCCUGAGUGCAGCACCAACAACCGAUCGGACCAGUAGGGGACUGUAAUGGUUAUGGCAACCAACUUGCAACACUACAGAAAGAGUGCAUUUCCUCCAAUUCUGAGUACUUACCUGCCGCUUCGUUGCAGGAAUCAGAAUAACCACAAGCGAAGGAAGACUGUCAAAGAUGACAAAGGGAAGAAGAGAAACAACAACUCAGCAUUUAGUGAGGAAGGUAAAGAAGUACCACCUUGAAAUGUGUAAGGAUCUCUACAGACAAAGAAAUGCCACGUAUGUGCAUUACCGAGACUUGCUGAAUAAGAAAGUUCAAAAGCAGCGAAUUCAGAUUCAAAUGUCUGAUUGUAGGCUCAAGCAAAAUCUUGAACAGCAAAGAAGAAGAAAGUGUAUCCCUGGACAUCAAGUGCCAUACUGCAAAUUGUCUCACGAUGCUAAGUACCUCGAGUCUAUUCCUCAGUCCUGUAAUUACCUGAUUGUAGGACUACAGAAUGAACUGAUUAAGCGUGGGGUCUUAAAGAACCAACAGGACUGUGAAGACUUUUGGACUCUGAUUCCCCAGAGCUGUCACAGUUCACAGCUCAAAGGAAAACUUGAGGACAUAAAAUCAAAAAUGAUUGCUUCCAAAAGUUUGCCUUCCCGUGUCCCUGUAAGAACCAGUACAGCACAGCCAACUGAUGUUUUUCUAAGCCAAAGAUAUGGGAAGCUGAAAGAAAGCUCAGCCAAUGUGUCAGAAUCAAUGUGCUGCCAACCUCUACCUCAUCAUCCAAGUAAACACAUGAAGUCCCAAAAAGAAACUGAGCAAAUAUUUCCUAAGCUGCAGUUUUCUAGGCUCUCUGAAUUGCAAAAAAGACCCGAAGAGUUGCUCCAAACUCAGGAGGAGUACAGAAUUUCUAAGAGGAGUAAGAAAUAUUUCGAACAUAAAAAGCGUCUUUUUUACUUGCAUCAUAUCUAUCAUCUUGCCUUUCUUAAUAUGGCGUCAUCCAAGAGACGGCUAGAGCAAAACAACCAGUUUGCAGAUGUUGAAAAUGAGUGCAGUGUCCAUGAUCUGAUGAUUUACUUAUUUCCAAGUGAACAUAAAUCACCAUGUGCCACUAAGAGAGAGACGGAGGGAAAUGUAUUUCCAGGCUUGGCAGGAAGGAAACAGCAGGAACAGCAUUGCAAGAGAUCCUCUAAAGCACGCACGCUUUUCAAAGAAAUGAGAAAUGAAGAUAACGGAGCCAUUGAAAUUCCAGAGGAUUGGAAAUCGAGUGUCAGUGAUUUAGCCCUACAUGAAAUGACCACUGUGCCUCUAACCCUUGAAGAUGUGGCUCUGAAACAUCCAGUGCUGGUAUGUUGGUCCUCAUUUAUUCUACGUCCUCAUAUUCAGUUCCAUAAAACCUGGGGACAUCAGGUACCAAGACUGAAGGCUUUGUCCAAUUUCUGAACUGCUGAAGAGAGAUUUGGGUUUGACUUUGCUCUCAAAUCUCAACACAGUGACAACACAGAGUCUCCAACCCUAUUUUCUGUGUGUAGGCAAGCAUGUAUCGCUAUUAGUACUAGAUCCCUAAAAGAUGGUAUUAGAAACUUGAAGUAUAGUUUCUCAGGGACCUAGUUAUAAAAUAGUUUAAUAACCUUAGAAGUACAUGGAUACUUAGAGAGGCUGAUGACUCCUUUACUUCUAACAACUGUUAUGUCUUACUUCCUUUAAAGGUAAAUACCUAUUUUCUACUACCUUGCC